AGCGCAUGGUUGCAUUGGGGAAUUUUGACAGCUCUAACACUGCCUACUACAUGUUUCCGGUCUCUCUUUCCCUUUCUUUUACCAGCGUGUAUAGUGAACAGUAAGAGAUGCCUGCUACGGCCGUUAAGAAACCAGCAGCGAAAAAGCUGCCCGCUGUGCCGGAAUCCAAGCUGAAGUUCAGCAAGAAACAAAUCAGCAAGCGGGUCGCUGACUCGAAACGUCGUCUGAAGCGUGCCGCCGUCAUUGCCCUGCGCAAGAAGGAGAAUCUGGUGCGUGCUGAGAAGUACCAGAAUGAGUACAUCAAGGCUGAUCAGCGCGAGAUCAAACUGCGCCGUCUGGCCAAGAAGCGCAACCAGUUCUACGUGCCCGCUGAGGCCAAGCUGGCCUUCGUUGUCCGUAUCCGCGGUAUCAACAAGGUGGCUCCCAAGGUCCGCAAGGUGCUCCAGCUGUUCCGUCUCCGCCAGAUCAACAACGGUGUGUUCAUCAAGCUGAACAAGGCCACCAUCAACAUGCUGCGCAUCGCCGAGCCCUACAUCACUUGGGGCUACCCCAACCUGAAGUCAGUGCGCGAGCUGAUCUACAAGCGCGGCUAUGUUAAGCACAACCGCCAGCGUGUGCCAAUCACCGACAACUUUGUCAUCGAGCGCAAGCUCCGCAAGGCGCACAACAUUCAGUGCGUUGAGGAUCUCGUCCACGAGAUCUUCACUGUCGGUCCCAACUUCAAGUAUGCCUCCAACUUCCUGUGGCCCUUCAAGCUCAACACUCCCACCGGCGGCUGGCGCAAGAAGGCUAACCACUACGUCAACGGUGGUGACUUCGGUAACCGCGAGGACCAGAUUAACCGUCUGCUGCGCAAGAUGGUCUAAGCAACAGUUUAAGCAUUGUGUUGGACAGCAAAUACAACAAAACGGUAUGAUGUAAACAGUGGAAGAAAAUAAAAGUUACUUUUACAAACUA
Drosophila bipectinata is the source of this 957-nucleotide messenger RNA. It is a transcript of the gene RpL7, whose product is annotated as ribosomal protein L7. Lineage: Eukaryota; Metazoa; Arthropoda; Insecta; Diptera; Drosophilidae. Gene Ontology annotation, cellular component: cytosolic large ribosomal subunit. The record is from RefSeq and is a predicted model, not a curated record. Gene Ontology annotation, biological process: maturation of LSU-rRNA from tricistronic rRNA transcript (SSU-rRNA, 5.8S rRNA, LSU-rRNA). Gene Ontology annotation, molecular function: structural constituent of ribosome; RNA binding.